GAACAUUUGGAACGGAGAUUUUGUGCUGUCGUGGUUGAUCGGUAUUUUAAGGUCUAGUCAAGUAGUCAUUGGAUUUUAGGUAAAUUUUCGUUAUUUUGAGGCGUUCCUGUUACUCCGUCUAUUUCGCUUUAAAAUGAUUGAAUUUACGAUAAAAACGUUAGAUUCUAACAAUCACAGUUUUUCUGUGGACGAUGAGAUCACAGUCCAACAGCUCAAAGAAAAAGUGAGGGAAUCUAUGGGCAUUGAGAUCCAUUUACAAAGACUUAUAUUCUGUGGGAGGGUUUUGCAAGAUGAAAAGAAAUUGGCAGAAUAUGAUGUAAAUGGCAAAGUGGUGCAUCUCGUGCAGAGGGCACCCCCGAGCCCAGUAUCGAGACACAAUGUGCACGCGCACAUGCACGGUCACCACUCCCACAGUAAUUCUCACUCUACCGCCAGCAAUUCGACACCUAACAUUGAUCACACGCAGAAUGCAGGCGCCCAAGCACAGAUUCGGAGACUUAUGGCCAUGGCUGGUGCUCCUAGUUUCCUUAUGGAAGAACAGCAACACGCGAUGUCUAUAUCUCCCACAACGGGACGCUUGGAGCUAAUUCGUCGGCUCGUAGGAGAAAUUAAGACCUCUCUUGCCAACUUGGAGGCGCAUAUCAACGAUGAGGAGAAUUCUGGUGCAUCCAGCAGUGAGCCGCAAAUAGAAAAUAUGGAAAGUGAACUCGGUACGGGUGCGACUCAGGAAGAGCCCGAGCCACAACUGGAUGAAAAUGGUGAGGAAGCCCCCGAUGCAGCCACCAGAGCUGCUAAUGCACGACGCAGAGCCAUGCGCGCGCUGCGAGCUCGUCAUUCCCGGCCGCGGGACCUGGGCAUUCUUAUCGAGGAAUUGGAACAACUACUUGAGCAGUUUGCUCCACAUCGCGCUGUGUACAUCAGGAUGCUACGAGAAGCCAGCACAGGAGAGCUCAAUGCCACGCCACCCCAGUUAUCUGAAGAGGAGCGACUCAGCCAGCAGCGCACCGUGGAAAUGAUAUGCGAUAUCAUGCAUAGCUUCGCGCACGCAUUUCACGCCGUCAGUGACAUAAAUUUCCAAGUAGGACAACGCAGCCCGCGCCUUUCCUCUGAAGCCGCUGUUAUACGUCAUCCGAUACCAAUGCAGGCGCAUAUCAACGUGGUUUCUAAUCGGCGUGCAAACCAGCAAUCAAAUUCUAACGCUACUGCUAAUGGUACUGGUGAAAUGCCGGCAACUCAAACGGGAGCCAGUGCUACACCGCCAUCGGAAGGCCCAACUCAGAGCCAAGCCAACGCACAAGCAGGCAGGGGUCCGACCGCACCAUCGGAUCCUAUCACUUACCAAGUAGAGAUAGAGACGAGGAUGCCUAUUGCGUUCGCUUUAGAGAACGCUCUGCUAAACGGGCUAGUAAAUAACGGUGGUGGCGCGGGCGGCCUGCAUCAACCCCAGCAACAGGCGGCAGACCAAAACCAGCAGCAAAACUCGCCCGGCCAGCAAAACUCGGAUGGUGCCGGAGCCGGUGCACAAGAUGCAGCGGGGCAAGGGCAGGCUAAUAGACGUCAGGUUCUGUUAGAUUUCGAGAAUCUGUUCAGAGGAUUAGGUCAGGCUGCCACUACUGCCAGUCUUGGUGGGGUGGAAGUAGUGAUGAGCAUGGAGGAGAUCCCCGGUGGAAUGAGUCCCGGUGGUUUAGGCGCGGCUGCAGCGGCCGCGGCCGCAGCGGCCGCCGGCAACGCGGCUGCGGGCGCCGCCGGCGGUGCUGGUGCUGCCGGCCUCAAUCAAACGGCUCCCUCAUCUGGCAUGCCUGAUGGUGCAGUAUAUCUGGGUUCGACAUGGGGCGGACCGCCGACCGCUGACUUACUGCAGAACAUUGUCUCGUCCGUCAUCCGCCAGGGGCUCGUACCCGGCGUAGAGGGCGUCACUCUACAGAUGCCCCAGAGCCAACAUCAGUCCCAGGGUCACGGACUCAACAAUCAAGGCGGUGCGGAUCAAGCCGGUAACCAGUCGCGACCUGGGCAAGGUGGCCAAGGACAGAGGCCAAACCUACAGCUGCGUCGCGCUACGACUACCACUCGUGCGCAAGCCGUAUCGGUCACCAACGUCGUGUACGAUCGUUUCCUCCAAUGCGAAAGCGUUUACGGUCGUCGCCGUGUGCAAAGACGCCGGGAAGCACACCAACAAUCAAUUGCUGCUCAGGAGCGCAUGAGAGCCUACAGGCUUCACGCCCAGAGCAUCGAAACGUUGCGCGAACGCAAUAACAAUAUCACACCGAGCCACAUGCAGACAUUACUUCGGCUGCUUAACGGCGCUCCAUCGCCAGAGGCCUAUUUCAACGCGUUCAUGGUUGCCGUAGCCCGUCAGUUGUUCUUAGUGGAGCCAAUGCAAGGGCAAGCGGUUGGCUCACCGGAGCCGCCACUAGUGCCCAACGAAUUCACGUCGCUGCGGCUACUUCUGCGCAACUACGCCGAGGAGAUGCUCGCGCGCUGCGGCGGCAACGAGACCGACAGCCGCACUUUCGUUAAUGUUGCUGACUACUUCAUUGACCAACAUGCAGACUUUAUCAGUGCAAUGAGCAGCCUCACUCCGAUCCGCGCUGAUGUCGACCUCCACGAGUCUCUGCAAUCAUUGCUGCGCAGCCGCGUGCCGGCCAUCAUCGCCUUAUGCAUGUCGGAUUCGGCAACGGAGCACUUUUCCGCGCGAUAUUAUCAGCUGCUGGCGAGACUAUUCCUCGACAUGUGUGCCAUAAUCACUUACGUCUGCGAGAACGGUGGCGAUGGAUUGCGCAUUAUAUUCACUGCGUUUUUGGACCGAUCGAGUCAUGGCUUCGGCGAAGCCGCACGGCAGCUUCUUACGACCUUGAGCAUGGAAAAUCUCAACGCAGUCCAAACCAACGUUAACCCACAUAUUGAGAACAUCUUGUCCUUUAUCCGGAGAAGGGAAAUCGGCCCAGUGCCAUCCGCUAUGGAGGUAUCUCCAUCGGCUCCACCACUUGAGCCAAUGCAAAUAUCCCCACCGGGGACUCCGAUGACGGCCGAGCAGUCUCCUCGCCCCAUGCACUUGGAAGAUAACGCAGUGUGUGCUUCUUCGUCCACCUCCAAGGUCACUCCAACCGCCACUGCUACAAGCGCCACUGCCUCGCCAUUGCGGCAGAACAGGACCCCACCGAAAAUUGAAAUCACAGAAGCCACGCCACCGCGACGUAACCGCGACCGUCAGCCAAUCAACAAUGACGAAGAUGAAGUGCGAUUUGUGCCGCCAAUGUUAAUCCUGCAACACUGGGGCGAGGAGUGGGUGCCGGUGUUCACGCGCGACCAGCAGGCUCAGCAGCAACACCAACAGGAGCGCCAAGAACCCUAUAGCGAUGCCUACCUCUCGGGCAUGCCUGCCCGUAAGCGUCGUUGUGUGCGCCAAAAUCGCCCGGCGACGUCAUUCCAGCCGUUUAUUAACGAGACAGUUCGCGAGGCAGUGGAACGCACCCAAGGUGCUACGGUACAGCCCGUGGCUACCAUCACAGAAUCACAGUUGGCAAUGCGACAUGCUUUCCGAGAGCGCAUGCGCAAUAUUUCAAGGACCCGCGCCGCAAACUCCGAGGACUAUGACCCGUCGCAAUGUGCAACUGUCGAGCGGUUCCUUGCGCCUGCCAAGUCACCUAACAAAGAUCCCGAAAACAAGAAAUGAAUGGAUGAAUGAACUUGUGAUGGAAGAAAUAACAAUACCAUGGUACUAAAUCGAUUUAUUAGUGCAAUAUGUUUUCGCAAUUGUAAUUUAAGUAUUUUUAUGCAUGUUCCAUUAGCAUAAAUUCUGAUUCUCACUGUAUGAUUGGUAUUGUUUCGUCAAAUUAUGAAACUUGUCAUUCAGACGACAAAACUGUAAAUUUUUUUGACUUUGUGAAAACUUAAACGUAAUAUACAGUAAUUUUUUUUAUAUAGGACAGUGUGGAGAAAUCCGAAACCAUACAAGAUACCAGGAAACUGUCUUAGGAACCGUUAUAGGACAAUAUUAUAAACGUAACCUAUAUCAACUUUAUAACCCCAGCUUCUACAGUCUGUAUUCAAUUCACUUUUUUGGUGCUAUGAUGAUGAAUCACAAGUAUGGAUAGGUGUAUUUAAUAAACGUCGCGUCGUCUAAAACACUGGGUCAUAAAAUACUCGGGUUGUCGCCAUCCUUCUUUGAUCAACUUCUGCUGACCCGGUUUUUUCCCCAUACAAUGAAAUACUUAUAAAAAACUGAGUCUAUUAGCUUUAAAUAAAAUUAGUCAAUUUUAUUGAUUUUGUAAUAAAAAUAUUUUAUGAAAUUUGACCAACUUCGGCAGUCCCGAUUUUUGUUCCAUAUAAUGAAAUGAUUCUAUUAUGAAAUAAGAGUCGAUUAGCACUAAAAAAUUUUUUAAUUUAUAUUUAUUUUUAUCAAUAAAUUUGACUUGAUUUUUUAAUCAAGCUUGACCAAAAAGUUUACUGUGCCAAAAUUGUUUUCACAAAAAGAAACUCAAUGGUUCCUAAUUCAGUGUCCUUGUAUCUUCUAUGGUUUCGGAUUUCCCCAUACUGCCCCAUUUAAAAAAAAACACUGCUUAGAAGAUGUGCACUAUAUAGGUAUAAAGAUGAAUAUUUACUCAACUAUUUGAAUUUAUUUUUACAACCCUAUUCCCAUGUUGACGCAAUUUUUUCUUCUUUACGUUUUUAUUUCCGCACGAUUUCAUAUCAAGGUAUCUGAGAAAAGGUACAAUUUUGACCAUUUUUUGUUUUUAACCAUAUCUCGGUCGGCAAUUCCGGACUCGAAUUGUGUGGUGACCCUUUUUAGUAACACUAUCUAUCUCUACAACUAAUACAUGUAUUCAAUUUUUAUCGUUAAAUAACUUUUAAAUAUAAGUCUUAUUGAUAUAUUAGAUCAGUUAUAAAUGCUAGCAGUGUCAAAUAGGGGUUUGACCUCGGUUGACCUCGGUCAAUGUUUGAGAGAUUAAUUUUUUCUUCAGUUUUUAUUUGAUUUAAUAAUGAAGGUGCUUUUUUAAAAUUGUGAUUUAGUAAUGUGCGGCUUAUGAUUAAACGUGCUUUCGGGUCAAUCAACUGUUAUUUGUACAUUCAUAUGUCGUACACAAAAUUCGCUAAAUUGAAUGUAGUUACCGGUGGCUUUGGAGACAUUACAAAGGCAUUUUAAGAUUCAAAAUGUUCAAUUUAGUAAUGCUAACUGCGAUUACUUAUUUACGAUAGCUUUACAAUACUGUUAUUUUUCCAAAUCGCUGAAUUAUUUUGCAAACAAGCUUAUAAAAAAUUUCGUAACUUUGAAGACACAAAUUUAUUGUUAAUUUUACGAAUAGUACUUUAUUUUUAGUAUCAUAGUAAUGCUGUCAAAAUAGCCUAAAAGAGAAAAUGCCGGACGCAUUUUGAUAUAACGAAAACUGUUCAGCCAAUAACUGAAUUGCCCCGGUGCAUGUUUUAAUUAAAAAGAUGAAUAACACCAUUUUUUUAAUUACUUUUUCAAAUUUUUUGGUCAAUUUUGUCUACCAGACUUUUUAUAUUUUUACGUGGCCAUUCCUUCUAGCAAUAACUAAACUACGACCUUACCAUACUACUCAUUUGUGUAUUAAUGUAAUGGUACCACAUUGUGACACCCUUUUUGAAAGUAGUGAUCAUUCUGAUUUUUGUCUAUAGUUCGCUACUAUGUACUUGUAUAUAACAAAAAUAUAAAACAUUGUAAAAUUCGUUAUUGCUUGUUCUUCAUUGUGGUAACCGAACGACUCAGCUCUUAGGGGCUCUCUUUUUUCCCUCUUGCUUUUAACCAAACAUAUAUCUACGUAUCAACCGCAUCUAAGUGCAGCGUUGUAUCGGUAGCGAAAUCGUCGCUGAAUUUCUGCACGUCCAGUUCAAGUUAGAGUUGAUAGUUAUGACAAAAUAGUGGCCCAUAGUCUGAAGUCAGUAGAAGCGGGUUUUCGAGGGGUGUGGCGCUGCUCCAUUUUUUUUGUUAGUCAUUUCUACAGCCACCUGUGGUAUCAGCAUGCCAGAAUGCUUUUAGUUUCUAAACUCGCGUGUUCAUUUCAAUAACCAUACACCUAAUUUGCCGUGGCUUACUUUAUACUUGCCACAAGUUCACAAAGACAAUUGUCGUAGCGACGUAAAAUUUUCAAUUUGUGUGGCCGUUCGCGCAGCGACCUUAACUGGCACAAGAAGGUUACCAUUUUGUUUUCAAAUAUGUUAAGCAGGCGCUUGGCGACAACUGUCAUUGUAAACUCAUAAGUGGGGUACAGCACUCUGAACUUACUUAAUUAUCUCUUAAGCUAACUUAAACGUAUUGUUGAAAAUUGCCCAAUGUUUCUGUUAUGUACAUAAAUACCAACUUGUUUUUGUUGGUUCUGUAAUCAUUCAAUAUUCGCGUUUCGUCUAUUUGACAUCGUAUUUUGCACCUGAUUAAAAUUUCCAGCAUGUAUGUAGUAGUGUCAUGUUCAAACCGCGCCAAUGUAAAUGAUCUGAGCGUUGAUUUUGAAUAUUGUUAAAAAAUUACUAACAUUAAAGACGUUUCUUUCUGCUUUUACGAUUAUAUAUUAAAAAAUAUUUACAGUACUUCAAUCAAAUUGUACGGACAACGGCACAUCAG
This is a messenger RNA of Hyposmocoma kahamanoa, 6577 nucleotides long. RefSeq names its product large proline-rich protein BAG6. Gene Ontology annotation, molecular function: polyubiquitin modification-dependent protein binding; misfolded protein binding. Gene Ontology annotation, cellular component: BAT3 complex. Lineage: Eukaryota; Metazoa; Arthropoda; Insecta; Lepidoptera; Cosmopterigidae. The coding region runs from base 134 to 3673 and encodes 1179 amino acids. The record is from RefSeq and is a predicted model, not a curated record. The transcript is spliced from 23 exons.